Molecule: messenger RNA, 5172 nt
Organism: Babesia bigemina
Lineage: Eukaryota; Apicomplexa; Aconoidasida; Piroplasmida; Babesiidae
Exons: 1
Coding region: 1-5172 (1723 amino acids)
Source: RefSeq, a predicted model, not a curated record
AUGGGAUUUUUGAGUGGUGUGCUUGAUGCGGUGAAAGAUGAUGAUGCAGUUAAAAAAUACAAUGAAUACAUGCCUGAGAAUAAUAAGCUUGAAAAAGUACUAGAAACAUUAUCUAAAAAUAUUGGCUCCGGGCGUGCUGGGCUUGUGGAUGCUGUCGCCGCGGUGAAGGGGUGGUUGGAGGGGUAUGAGGGUGAAGUUGGUGAAAAAACAAAAAAAGUAACAGACAAUAUUACGCAUUUAAUGAACGAUUUGACACGUCACAAAGACAAUAUUGACAAUGAAAAGCUCUCUGACCUUUCCACGCAGAUUCAAAAUUGGACUGCACGCGCCGAGCAGUAUAGACUUCACGUCGUAGCAGCGGAGAAGGACAUGAAGCAUCUUGACUCCCAGCUAUCAGGUAAGUUAAAGUGUAACAUUUCAUUGCUGGUUCAGGCCACGGGAACGUUCAAGGAGGACGCAAAAGUUAGAGAUUUGAAAAUAAUUUUCCGUUUCACUGAAAGCAAGUUAAGUGAAGCGCUGUCGCAGUUUGAAAACGUUGCAGUUGAAAAGUGCAAAUGGAUCCAGUACUAUCUAAAAACACAGCUUCUUAACUUGUGUGAGAAAUUAACAGCUUUGCGUGAUAAGAAAUUCUUAGCGUUAGCUCAGUCCAUCGGCGAUCUUACGAUGUAUUCAAACGUAGUAGAUCAGGGUAUUAAAGAUAUAAUCGAUAAGUAUGGAAGGGAUAUCGUUGGCGGUUUACAGCAAAUAAUACAUAGUGCGUCUGAGGUUAAGACGUUGGUCGAGAGGGAGAAACAAACGCUUAAGGAGGAAGUGGAGAAGCUGCGGCAGCAAAUUAUUUUGCUUAUAAAGCUCGAAGGGCAAGUAAAAAUUGCGGUACCAAAAGACCAUUUGAAGAGUUAUCAAAAGCAAGGUGAAGAUAUAUGGAAUUUGACUAAGCAGAUUCAGCAGCUGAAAGACCAGAUAGUAAGCGAAAUGAAACAGCAUGUCGGAACUGCAAUUCUGCCUACCAUUAAAAAGGAGGUUAGCACAAUUAAAGCCAGCAUUGGUGAACCUAAAACAUUGCCAGGCGACGCUGAACCGGAAAACAACAGCAUAUAUCACAAUUGGGAUGCAAUUAGAGAAGAUAUUGAAGGAUGUGUUGGAGGUUUGAUCGGUGAAGAAGGUGGUGCAGCGACUGGAACGCUGAAGGUGAUUGUGGCCGGAGUUAAGAAGUAUGCAGAGGGCUUUAGCAGGGAGGCCUUUGAAGCUGAUGUGGUAAAGGAGUGGAUUCAUAAUAUAUUAGAGGACACCGAUGAAAGCAUUGUUCGGAGUAAAAUUCGUCAGUAUGUCACACUUAACCAGGGCCAGGGUAAGCUGCAGCAAAAGAAUGCUGAGAGUAUAAAAUCAGCUAUUGAGCGACAUCUCCCAGGGCAUAUUCAUACAGAAAUUACUAUGGUUGCACAAACGCAUCUUAGAGACGCAAAUGUGGAUAAUAUUGCAGCAAAGUUUGACGGUUUCGCAAAGCAAAUUAGUAAUACACUAAAUGACACGUUAAAUUCAUCUAUUGGGGCAGCAGUGCUGGCCAUUGAAAAGGAACUAGGGCUAAACGAUGGGAAAGCAAAUUUUAGACGCAAUCUAGAAUCAGCCGUUAGGACAAUAGUGCAGUGCUUAGUACAUACCUUCCAGCAUGUUGCUAAAGAACUGAAAAGAUUUGCCGAUGUGUCUCAAAUUAAGAAACUAACGCAGGUCAUACCAAGUGUCGAAGAUCUAGGCAAACAACUCACAACCAAUCAUCCCGGAGACAAGAUUGAUAAGGCGCUAUCAGAUGUGAAGCCGAGAAUCCAGACGCUUGACGAGAGUCUCGAUCAGGCGCAGAAAGUCGCAACGAAUACAGGUUACACCGCCACCAACAACACUCAUAUUGCCGAUAAAGUUAGGGCCAUGGACGAAAAGUUCGACGCGGCUAACAAACAACUCACCGCUCUUCUCAAAGAUACGGCGAUUAAAGGCAUACAUACUUUGUGGGUGAAGAUUGAUGAUAUGAUCAGGGAUCACCUUAAUGGAAUUCGAGAUAAAUUCGCAGGUCUUCGUAAUGUGGGUGAGACCACAGAUACGCCUGCAGCUGCAGUGCAGGGUUCAUCUACGCUUAUGAAGCAAACAACGCAACUCGAGAAUGACUUAAAAGAUUUCUUACAAAAUAAGGUUGGCGACAACAAUUCGAAAGAUGGCAGUGUUCACAAGGACCUAAAAGUACUGAAAGACAAUAUCAAAUUGCUCGUUGAAGAAGUUAAUAAAGUACGAACAAACGUCGAAACUGUACAGGCGGAGCUACAACAUUGUAUGCGAUUUGCGAACCGAUUAUAUAUUGCUGCACCUCAGAGGACAACAUCUGUAUUCGAUGAGUUGCGUCGUUUGGUUAAUGCAGACAUAACUGCAGCGUUCCACAAUAUGCAAAAUCAAAUCAAGGAUGUAUAUGCGGAGAGGAAGAAAAAUGAAGUCGCCGCCCUUUAUAAAAUCGUUGACGACCAAUUCACUGAAAUUAAGCAAAUAAUAGAGAACGACAAAGACCUCAGCCUCAAAGGCUAUUUAUCAAAAUUGCGCAGCAAAUUCAUACCACCGUUUAGUGAUUUCACUCAACCUGCAUCCCGUCCCCAGCUACCCGAAAAGAAGCUCUCCGACUUGGCGCCAAUUGUCAAAAACAGCUUCACCAAUUUCUUUGAUGAUUUGCGAACGCAACCCGACCUGCUGCCACUAACGGGCCGUGUCAACGCAAUUUCCAACGCUCUAAGCACCCUGCUCACCUCCCUCACCCGCUACGACCACACUUUUACCAAAAAUCUGGCGAAGGUAAAAAGCGAGAUUGACGACUUCGCCCAGCAGACGUAUGCCAACACCGCCCAGAGGGUGUCCAGGAGUCUCGUGCCAGGGUCGCGUGCGUUCGUGAAGGAGUUGGAUAAAGCGUACGUGAGGGUGUAUGAUGGGCAUUCUGAUCAUAUUGACUUCGAUAAUUUGGUUCAGAGAACCGGACAAAUAGUUGACUUGAAUGGGCCUCCCAGAUGGAUUACCGUUUCAACCCCGGAUGGCACCAAGCUCGCCAAAAUACUCCUGACGAUUUUCAACUUUAUUUACGAAGACAUAAUCAGAUUGAUAAAUAAAUGUGACGACAACUGGGGAAGUAAGAAACUUUGCUUAACACAAGGUGACACAGACAACCCACUUGGUUUGUUCCUACAACGCUGUGGAUACCUGGUCGCCCAAAAUGAAAAUUCGAAGGACGGAGAAACGCAAUGUAGGAGGAGUAUAACGGGUGCAGAUAUACUUGCAAAAGUGACAGCAAACAUCGAUGACCGUCAAAUUACUUCACAUCUUACAGCUUGCGAAUCGAAUUUGACUGAAGAAGGUAAGCCGAAAAAACAGGCAUCCUUUAAGUUCGCUGAUCUUCUCGAUUGUCUUCUAAAUCACAUAGACAGGUAUAAUGAAGUGUGCCACUACUCAACUCACUUCGCGAAGAGGCAACCAUGCUCUACAUAUGAGAUGUUGAUUUGGCUCAGUGGCCUUCCAUACAGCGUCGCACAGCACUCGUUGUUACAUGACGGCAUCGGUAACUUGCUUGACAACCCGAACAAAGCGCUUGCAGACGUCGAUGGUAUCUCACUGCUUGACCACGAAUCCUCAUACCUGGAUGCUAAUCCAAGGAAAAUCACGUGGUAUGGCAUUAAUGAAGCGCUUGAGAUUCUCUGUUCAUCAUCGUACGAUCUUCUCGUUAGUAUCGCUGGCACUGGAGACGCGGACACCAUCUAUGGGAGCGACCUGUGCAAUAACUCAUUUAAAUUCAAGUACCCCGCUUCCGGCGAAGAUUGCCUGGACAUGCUUCUGGACAUCCUCCGCAGACUGUUUCCGCCACUCAGAUUUUUGCAGACACAGUGUUCCGUCGGCGCAUCGCAUAACGGUUGGUUGCAGUGCACUUACGGUAGGGACGUGCAACCAGCUACGUGGCCCUGCAAGGAGCAUCCAACCGACAGGUCAAAGUGCCAACCAAAUUGCCAACCAAAGUCCCCAUUAAUGAGUUACCUAUCCGACUGUCACGUCGGUUGCCUGCCUCAUCAGCUGACUUCAAUCGGCUGUAGAUACGAAUGCAAAACCUGUCCAAGUAAUAAGCCAGGGAUGCCCUGCUUGACGCCUCUCGGGUUUAGGGGUUUCUCCGGUAGCAUGAAGACAGGGAGAGACCUGUGCAACGUGCUGGCCAAAUUCUUCGGCAACCCCUAUCUCGCAUCCUUCCUUUGCCUAGCUCCCAAAGCGCCGUCAACAUUGCCCGAGCAUUUCUCUUUCACCUUGUCGCUAGUCACUGGAUGGACUAGUCGCUCCAAGUACGACACCCAGACUCUGAAAGAUUCCAUCGACAAGUCAAUCAACGGCGUAUCAAUCGAUCUGUAUAAGAACGCAUCCGAACUCACGGAUGCAGUUAGCAACGCUUACAGUCAUUGCACAGCUGAGGAACCCAAGUGCGAAGACAGUCAUCUGAUGGAUCUUACGUCGUCGAGCACGUGCAACAAAAACCAGUACUCCGCUCCAUAUCUUGAAUCGUUAUGCGCCGAUUCAUACUUGUAUUUGGCCAACAAACAUUCCAACGCAUAUCUCUCAUGGGUUUUAUAUCUCCCGUGGAAUUUCCACAAGUAUCUUGAAAGUCUCCUCGGCGCUUUUAAAGACAUCUUUUGCAACGAUUGGGGUUGCAGAAGCUGCUUGAAUGGCAAAUGUAAAAAGGGCGAACAUGGUGUACUGGAUAAUACAUGUCAGUGCGCCUCAAUGGUCAAAUGUAGUGGUGUCAUGCCAACAUUGUACAGAUAUGGUUUCGCAUUCCAAGACGCGCCGACGCUGGAUGCUCGCAAAUCCGCCAUGAAAUGUUUUGAUUUCCAAACGCUAUUGUUCAAGGUCACGCGUUCCAAUUACUUCUCAAAAUUAUUCGACGAAUGUGACAUGCUCCUGUGGAGAAUUCGUGAACCCUUCUCCUACCUUGUAAUGGCCCUCUGGCUCCUCUCCUUGUUGUACCUCCUCCACAUCAUGGUCAUCCGGCUCGAUCUCCUCCACAUCAAAUCGCAUUUGCACUCACCCUCAUCGCAUCGCAUAGCUGCUCAAUCACUACUUGCUGCUGGACGCGUUAACAAGCUUAACAGGGUGUUUUAUCUGCAACCAUAA